Aspergillus campestris IBT 28561 is the source of this 459-nucleotide messenger RNA. RefSeq lists its product as uncharacterized. Bases 58 to 315 code for a protein of 85 amino acids. The transcript has a single exon. NCBI's taxonomy places the organism in Eukaryota, Fungi, Ascomycota, Eurotiomycetes, Eurotiales, Aspergillaceae. The record is from RefSeq and is a predicted model, not a curated record.
AGCCACUCCAAAGCUAACUCGCAUUGACCAGGCCAGAAAUAUACGUACGAUGUCCUCAUGCUAGAUGCAGAUGCAGCCAAAACGGACGGUUCUCGACAUGUCAUUCUUCCAGAAGUGAUCGCCCUUCUGCGGGUUUACCGGUGGGUUUACUCUAUGGCCUUCUAUUAUUGUGUUCUUUUCUUCGCUGUUCCUAUUAUGGUAUUCCCGGUGACUUUUUAUGGGCUGGAAAGUAACUCCACUGAGAUGCGGAGGAGAGCUCUGCUCGUGUGGCGUAACGGUGAGGAUGCUUUUCCAUAUGAUGUUUGGAUAGUUUAGUUGGAUGUUUUAGUUGGAUGUCUUCCAUUCUGGGGUUGAUCGGUGGUGUUCUUUCCAUUCGGUGCUAUGUUAUCUUGAUUCUUUUCUUCGUUGAUUCUAAGCUAACAUGAUAUAGUCAAGCCAAACAGAAGAAUGCCAACAUAC